AUGAAACUAAGAGAAGAGAGGAAGGAACAGGAUGGUAGAGCAGUGGUGAAGGAUUUGGAGAUGAAGCUGCCUCCAAAGAAGCCAAUGCAUCUCAACCAACUCAAAAACACUAAUUUCUUAAAAAUGUACAACUCGAAAAACCCAAUUCAUGAAACUGACCGAGAGAACAAACUAAGUGUCUCCUGAAAUAUUGAUUUAAAGAGCAAAUUAAAAAUCUCUAAGAAUCCUUUCUUCAGCCGAGAAAAUAUUGAGAAAGAUAUCUUCCCAAAGCUAGGCUAUCAGAGGUUAUUCGAACUUGGCCAAAUUUCAGAAAGCGAGAUGAUGAAAAAAAUAAAGGAAUCACAAAUUAAAAAGAUAAAAGAUAAAUUGUCUAAGUACCGAAAGAAUUCUACUAAGAAUAAAGCAACUUAUGAUCAAAUAACAAAAUCAAUCAAAAACAAGAAAUUUAAAUAAAAUUUCAUAUCUUCUAAAGAACUGAAAAAGAAGCAUUAAUAAGCACAAUAAUAUCUCAAAAAGAAAAAUUGCAGGCAAAAAUCGAUACAAAUAUUCUACUUCAAAAGAUAGAACUAGAAUGAAUUCUCAGGCUACAACAAAAGACAGAUUAAAUAAUUCUCAAGAUUCACUUCCAUCAGAUCCAAAAAUGCCACUUUCAUUCUCAAUAGAAAGAAACUCACACGUUACCCCCAGUUUCCUCUCUCCAAAUCAUCUCUCAAUCUUCUCAACACCUAAACCCAAAAGAUCCAAUCCCAAAAAAACCCAUCCAAACCCCCUCAAAACCCUCAAAAAAAUCAUCGCCAACACCUCUAUCCCAAAAUCCCGCCUUAAAUCCUUCUCCCUAACCCUACCCCUCUCAAAAUCCCCCAAACCCCUUCCUAACCUAUCAAUCUCCCCUACAAAAACCCCUCUCUUCCCUUCAACCCUUCACGCUUCAACUUUCGACAAGAAACUUCACAGAUGGUAUAAAUAAUUUUAUAAGAGAAGAAAUUGGGUAUAAGUAUCAGAGGAUUGAUUAUAUUGCUGUAGGGAGGGGUAUGAGGAAAUUGAAGAAUAAGGAUUCGUAUUUGAAGAGGAGAGAGAAUGAGUUGUUGAUUUUGUAAUAUGUUUCAAUGUGGAGUUAGCAG
Messenger RNA from Moneuplotes crassus, 1121 nucleotides. The record is from the annotation of a GenBank genome assembly. Lineage: Eukaryota; Ciliophora; Spirotrichea; Euplotida; Euplotidae.